AUGUCUGAGUAUACCAAGUUAAGACCUGUGGAGUUUGAUGGGACAGCUGGAGACCCUCUGGACUUUUUGGAUGAGGUUGAAAAGAGGGCGUCUGAUUUGCACUGUUCUGACAGGAGGACCAUCGAGAUGGCCGGGUUUUCCUUGAAGGGAAUAGCAUCCCAGUGGUUCAGAGAUUAUAUCCGCCCUUUUCUGGAUGGGUUGUCGUGGAGGCAAUUCAGAGACAGAUUCAAAGAGUACUUCAUCCCUUUCAGUGUAAGGCAGGAGUACAGGGAGAGGUUUGAAAGGUUAGUCAAGGGAGAAUCAUCUGUGGCUGAGUACACCAUGCAAUUUGUUCAGCUGAGUAGGUAUGCAUCAUAUGCUGUGGGGACUGAGGAGCAGAAGAACAGCAAAUACAUUUCAGGGCUCGGCCCAGAGUUUGUUUCCUUGGUUCAAUCUAGGAGGAGCAACUUCCUAGAAGUUACUGACAUGGCGAGGCAGAUGGAGAUGACGCUACGAGGGUUUAGUCAAGGGACUGACGAUUGUAGGAAGAAGAAAACCAGGGUUGAGGGUCAGUCCGGUGCGCAGCCUGUCGUGCCGUACCAUGGUAGUAGAAGUUACUCUGGCGGUACCGACCAGCAGACCAGACAGAGAGGUCACCGUGUCCAAAGAAAGGGUAGGCAUAAUCGGAGGAGUAAUCGAGUAUUUCGACCGGGCUUGAUGGUAGUGGGCGUAGUUCUACAGACUAGUUGGGCCAAGACUUGCGGAUGUGUGGCAGGUCACAUCAGGGACCGUGCCUAA
This is a messenger RNA of Ricinus communis (castor bean), 777 nucleotides long. RefSeq lists its product as uncharacterized. The transcript has a single exon. The record is from RefSeq and is a predicted model, not a curated record. NCBI's taxonomy places the organism in Eukaryota, Viridiplantae, Streptophyta, Magnoliopsida, Malpighiales, Euphorbiaceae. The coding region runs from base 1 to 777 and encodes 258 amino acids.